Molecule: messenger RNA, 2649 nt
Organism: Paramisgurnus dabryanus
Lineage: Eukaryota; Metazoa; Chordata; Actinopteri; Cypriniformes; Cobitidae
Gene: plk2a
Product: polo-like kinase 2a (Drosophila)
Biological process (GO): protein phosphorylation; mitotic spindle organization
Cellular component (GO): kinetochore; cytoplasm; centrosome
Molecular function (GO): protein serine/threonine kinase activity; protein binding; ATP binding
Source: RefSeq, a predicted model, not a curated record
GGGAGAGUGAUGAUUUCCCACAGUCUGACUCGAGCAUGGACAUACUAAGGACUAUAACUCACCAUCAUCACCAUUAUUACCAUCAUCAUCAGCCGGUGUUUGACAGUAAGAAGAUGUGUGAACACACGCACCACAGACGCGGGAAAUCGCACGACAGUAACGCGCACGCAACGCAAGAGAUGUCACGCAUCAUCACGGACCCUGCCACGGGCAAAUGUUACUGCAGAGGAAAAGUUUUGGGGAAGGGCGGUUUUGCCAAAUGCUAUGAAUUUACAGAUCUGAGCACAGGGAAAGUGUACGCAGCCAAGAUCAUUCCUCAUACGCGCGUCUCCAAACCUCACCAAAGGGAAAAGAUUGACCGAGAAAUCGAAUUGCACAGAGCUCUGCACCACAAGCACAUCGUUCACUUCUACCAGCAUUUCGAGGACAAAGACAACAUCUACAUCUUACUCGAACACUGCAGUAGACGGUCACUAGCACACAUUUUAAAGGCUCGAAAGGUGCUGACAGAACCUGAGGUCCGAUACUACCUAAGGCAGAUAGUGUCUGGGUUGAAGUAUCUACACGAACAAGAAAUUCUCCAUAGAGACCUUAAACUCGGUAACUUUUUCAUCAACGAGUCUAUGGAUCUCAAGGUUGGCGACUUCGGUCUGGCUGCAAAACUCGAACCUGUCGAGAACCGUAGGAGAACGAUAUGUGGAACGCCUAACUACUUGUCACCCGAGGUUCUUAACAAGCAAGGACACGGCUGCGAAUCUGACGUCUGGGCCCUGGGAUGUGUCAUGUACACCAUGCUUCUGGGCAGACCCCCGUUCGAAACCACAAACCUGAAGGAGACGUACAGGUGCAUUCGUGAAGCUCGAUACUCCAUGCCUUCAUCUUUGUCUCCGCAAGCCAAGCAACUCAUCAGCAGUAUGCUAGCCAAGAGCCCUGAGGACAGACCACGGUUGGAUGACAUUAUUCACCACGAUUUCUUCUGCCAGGGUAUCACACCAGACAGACUGUCUGCGAGCUGCUGUCACGCGGCACCAGACCUCCACCACACCAGCCCGGCCAAGAGCUUCUUCAAAAAAGCAGCGGCAGCCCUGUUUGGUGGAAAAAAGGACAAAGCCAAAUACUUCGAGGCUCAGCAUAAAUCACCCAAGGUGGAAGAAGACGAUAUAAAUAAACUAUGUCUCGACCUCCAUAAAGCAUCAGUCGGACCCCAGCCCUGUAGUCGAACCUCUGAGGACAUUAAGUCUCCCAUCCCAGCUGUCCCGGCAAAGGACAACAGCAGCAAACGGCAGAUUAGAGACGGCAUUCGAAUGAUCGUGCGGGGAACUCUUGGCAGUUGCAGUAACAGUAGUGAAUGUCUUGAAGAUAGCACAAUGGGAAGUGUUGCGGAUACAGUAGCCAGAGUUUUGCGAGGCUGUCUGGAAAACAUGCCUGAAGCGAACAACAUUUCAAAGGAGAGCGUAAACUUCAGCUUCCAAUGGGUGACGAAAUGGGUCGACUACUCCAACAAGUACGGUUUCGGGUACCAGCUGUCGGACCACACGGUUGGCGUUCUCUUCAAUAACGGCACUCACAUGAGCCUUCUGUCUGACAAAAAGACGGUGCAUUACUACGCAGAGCUCGGACAAUGUUCGGUCUUUACCACGAGCGAAGCUCCAGAGCAGUUUGUCGGCCAGGUCACCAUCUUAAAAUACUUCGCCCACUACAUGGAGGAAAAUCUGAUGGAUGGUGGUGAUUUACCCAAUUUGACAGAUACCGGAAAGCCCAGACUGUACCUUCUUCAGUGGCUCAAAUCUGACCGAGCAUUAAUGAUGCUUUUUAACGAUGGCACAUUUCAGGUGAACUUCUACCACGAUCACACAAAGAUCAUCCUGUGCAAUCAGAGCGAGGAAUAUCUGUUGACUUACAUCAACGAGGACCGCGUGUCCACCACGCUGAGUCUAGGAACCCUGCUAGUAUCCGGCUGCUCCGCAGAUCUGCGCAGCCGCAUGGACUAUGCGCUUAAUAUGCUGUUGCAAAGAUGCAACUGAACGUAAGGACUCUGGACUUUAAAUAGACGAGAAUGUGAACAAGUUGGAUGAGAGCGUUGAGCUGUGGAGGAGUUACAAGUGGAUUACAAAUGGAGAAUUUUUUGAUGGAAAGAAUGGACUUUUAGAGGAAACCGUGCUGGGCUGGAACCAGAGAAUGCAGAGAUGAUGAAAUAUUUUUUUUAAAUGCAAUCUUGCUUUGUUAAAGCCAAACUGAGAUGUUAGCGUCUAGAAAAUGAGGCUUUAGCGAGGCAGGGUGGUUUGAUGUAGCUCUCUAGAGAGCAGAUUUAACUGUGAACUCCAUCCGAUGCUGUUGUUCUGCGCGGUUGGUUCUUCUCAAUCCUCGUGUUACUGUUCAGGAAGAUGAGAACCGGCCGCAUUUCACUAUGUGGACGUAACUUAUUAUCAGUCAGAACCCAGUAUUUAUUUAUUUAAUAAAGAAUAAUGUCAGUGUUUAAGAUGUUUCAACCACACGUUAUUUAACUGCUCAUGGCGGUUUGUCUCUUUAUACGUGAAUCUCCCACCCAGGCCAUCGUGGGACUGUAAUUGUGGCAAAUUCAUUAUGCAAACCCACAAUGGGCGUUUGUCUUGAUGUGUGUAUGAACAUUAAAGCUGAAUAAUACGUGGA